Molecule: messenger RNA, 2242 nt
Organism: Mytilus trossulus (common blue mussel)
Lineage: Eukaryota; Metazoa; Mollusca; Bivalvia; Mytilida; Mytilidae
Product: interferon-inducible GTPase 5-like
Exons: 5
Coding region: 259-1089 (276 amino acids)
Cellular component (GO): membrane
Molecular function (GO): GTP binding
Source: RefSeq, a predicted model, not a curated record
CAGUUAUUUUCUGUAAAUGUCUAACGCUUAACAAUAUCACCGAAAUCGAAGACACAAGAUCAGAGAGGCAGUGUGCAUUUAAUUGACAAAAGCAACCAAUGAAAUGAGAUGAAGAAGGAUAGCAUAAAGUAAAGCAGUUUUUAUCACCAAAACAGUGUUUCAGAACCUUAAAAUUUAAUUCCUUUAAAAGUACUCAAAUUUACAAUAGCUAACUGAAUUUGGAGUUUGAUACAGAUUGGGUCGUAGUUUACAUUAACCAUGAGUAUAUCACAUCAAAGUGGAAAUUGUCCAAAUUGCAGACUAAAUAUCAAUGAAGGUCAACGGUUUUGCGAAGACUGUGGAUAUAAAAUUGAAGCGAGUAGAUCAACAAUGAUUUGCCAGGGAAAAAUGGAGGAUGGUAAUCAAUGUAACGGAUUGCUGAAAAACGAUGCAAGUUUUUGCCCAAACUGUGGGACGCGAAGCCAUAUUUUAGCACAAGCAUCAGCAUCAAAUAUGGUUACCGAACGAGCUCACAGUGAAUUAUUGUAUACAAGAUCUGAUGACGAUGAAGGUGCAGAUAUUUGGGAAAUCAGUGGCGCAGUACUUGAAGGUGAAGCACAGGCCUCAGUAUCAAAUAUGGUGGUACCUGACAAUGAAUCCUUAACUUUAAGAUCUACUGACGAUGAGGUUGGAGAUAUUUGGAAUACGAGUGACGCAGUGCUUGAGGAUGAAGCUUUCAAUAAUCCAGCUCUGUACGAUGAAUUUUACAGUGAGCUGGAAUCCGGAGGCGCUACCACAACAGAGGCCUCAAUAGAAGAAAGAUUGAACAGGUGGGAAACACAAAAAGUACAAUUUGGAAUUGUCGGUCGGUCUGCAAUGGGGAAGUCCACAUUUAUCAAUUUACUGCUAAAUCUUAGUCCAACAGAUCCUGGGUAUGCCGAAGUUGGAGAAGGAGAUUGCACAACAUUGAUAAAGAUAUAUGAACAUCCACAGUUUGGUUCAUUCAAGCUUGUAGACUUCCCUGGAUUUGGGACGCUUAACAUGACGAAAGAUCAAUUUCUUGUCAAAUUGAAUUCUGUGAAUCUAGACUAUUUUUUUUGUUUUCAUUGACACCGUACUUAUGGAAGAAGAUAUAUGGAUAGUUAAAAAACUGAAGGAACGAAAAAUCGCAUAUUCGAUCGUGAGAUCCAAGAUUGAUGUGAUUGUUGAUAAAGCGAGGAAGAAUGGAACUAACGAACAAGAAGCGAUCGCUCAAAUAAGGAGGAAAUUAGAAGAUACAAUGGCACGUAACGAUACUCUGAGAGGUUCAGAGUUAUUUCUUAUUUCAAACUUCAGAAAGUAUUUUCAUUAUGGGGAUUUGAUUAAACUACUGAUACACAUAACUUCUUUAAUUCCCGAUUGUAAAGUGGAAGCGCUGCUUUUCUUUCUUCCUUUGUUAACUCCAGAACUUAUUGAAUUGAAAUGCAAAACAUUAGAGAAGAGGAUUAAAUUGGUGGCUUAUGCGACUUGUGUGAUUGCUUCUAUCCCAAUUCCGUUGGUUGAUUUCCCUGUGAACAUUGCUAUAGUUACUCGAGAGGUACGCAGAUAUAUCAGAAUUCUAAACCUUGACCAGCCAUAUGUCAUAAAAGUUCCAGGACUAAAACAUCCGUCUUUAAAGGAAAAGACCAAAAUAGAAUCAAUAAAGGCACAAUUUGUGAAAUGCUUGGACUUAGGAGCAGUCGCAGCAGUAUCUCAACUUGACUGGAUAUUGCCUGGAAUUGGAUCUGGCUUUGCCGGACCUGCAUCAAUCGUUUUGAUUGUACAUCAUUUGAAGUCUGAAUUGGAAGUGCUACGAGCAGAUGCAAAAGUUGUAUAUGACUAUAUGUUAGAACAUACACCAACGACGUAAAAGCUGGAAAGGAACUAAAAGCGAUAAUACUCAACACAGAAAGAACCAGAAAAUUGUUUGUCUGUCAUUAAGUCUGAUUAUUUGUUAGUAAAAACUUAUUAAUAUUCUAUUGCGCCAGCUUUUUUUAUUACAGUUUUUUUUAGAGAGUGUUUUGUGGUUUUGUUCGCAUUUUUUGCAUUUUGUUUUGUUUGUUCCAUAGGCACAUUUCGCCACUUUUAUAAAAGCUUACGCUUUAUAUAUCAUAUUUUCGUUUUACUUAUUGUUACAUCUGGCGAACGCCUACCGUAAUGAGUGACCGUUAAACUAUUAAAUAAAUAAUUGUGUCUUGGUGAUUUCACAUAGUUGUUUUAACCAUGUCUUGGAGUAUUUAAUAAA